This is a messenger RNA of Cynoglossus semilaevis (tongue sole), 4045 nucleotides long. It is a transcript of the gene mamdc4, whose product is annotated as MAM domain containing 4. The transcript has 29 exons. NCBI's taxonomy places the organism in Eukaryota, Metazoa, Chordata, Actinopteri, Pleuronectiformes, Cynoglossidae. The record is from RefSeq and is a predicted model, not a curated record. Gene Ontology annotation, molecular function: protein binding. Gene Ontology annotation, cellular component: membrane. The coding region runs from base 190 to 3822 and encodes 1210 amino acids.
UUAUUGUGCAACGCAUGGACAUUCGCUGCCCUGCGGAGGAAGUUGUUUUAUGAUUGUGCGGGUGCAUGCUGGGUAAUCUUAAAGUUCAAGCGUUAUCUGAUUGAAAGGAAGGAGAGAUCACAGCUGGCUGGAGAGGAUUCUGUGUGCUCGAACCUUCACGCUCAGCCUGUGGGAACAGAACAAUAAGGAAUGUGGUGGUGCAGGAGCUCACCGCUGCUGCUGCUGCUGCUUCUCCCGCUCCCGGCGGCUGAGUCUCUGACCUGUCAGUCUCCUGGGAAGAAAUGUGACUUUGUGUGUGACUGUGAAGACUGUGGGGAUGAGAUGAUCUGUGGCUAUGCUGGAAAAGGCUUUGUUUGUGACUUUGAGGAUGAAGGACUGUGUGGAUGGACGGAGUCGUCCGUCAGUCCCACAGAGUACAGCUGGGAAAGGAGUCAGAGAGGAGACCAGCUGCCCAGCAGUGGACCCUCGUCCGACUACACCACUGGAACAGCUACAGGCUGGUUUAUGGGAGUCACGUCCACGAAGUCGGAAUCGCCCCGAACUGCAGUUUUACUUUCUCCAGAGAUGAGACAGUCGUCUCCAACCUGUCGUGUCCAUCUGAGAUACUUCCUGUGGGACUCGGGUCACAGUGGUCUAGGUAAUAUUCCACUGUGGGCAUCCGUGCUUCACGAGAACUCCCCUGAAGCUGUAGUUUGGCGACCGGAGGCCACCAGCAUCCGUGGCUGGCGGGAGGCCACCAUUUUUCUGGGUCGGAUUCCGACGGCCUUCAGAAUCAGCCUGAACUCCCAGAGGUCUGAGGGACAGAAAGGGGACGUAGCCGUCGAUCAGCUGGAGUUUCUGGACUGUUCUCUACCAUUGCCACAGGAUUGUGGACCAACGAUGCUGAAGUGCAGGAAUGAAGGGUGUGUGGAGCAGCGUCAGGCGUGUGACGGCACUGAUGACUGUGGAGAUGGGAGUGAUGAAGAGAACUGCGAAGGAUACCAGCUGUUUGAUUUUGAGGACCAGCUCAGUGACCUGUGGGACCUGAGGACGAUCUCCAGUCUGAAGUGGGUUCGGACGAGUCAGGACAACAUUUCUCUCACUGAUCCUCUGAGAGGACCAGGCAGGGACCACUCCAACAACAGUGCUGCAGGUCACUUCCUCUAUGUGACAGUCCCCGAGGGUGGUCUCAAAAAUGACUGGUCCUCUUUUCAAAGUCACCGCCUCAGUCCCACCAUCAGCUCACAUCCCUGCAAGAUGGUGAUGUACACCCACCAGUUUGGCCCUCGGUCUGGUGGUCUGACGGUGCUCGUGGCUGAUAAGAACAUUUACCCAGUGUGGGAGAGAGGUGGCGCUCUAGGAGAUGUUUGGGUGAAGGCAGAGGUGGAGAUAGUCACCAGUGAGCCGUUUCAGAUUGUGAUAAUGGCAGCAAUCAGAGAUUUCAGAUAUGGAGGCAUCGCCAUUGACAGCAUCAUGUUGUCACCAGAGUGUCGUGCGUCAAAUGAAAAUUCUUCCCUUGCAGAAUUCCCCAAACCUCCUAAAGACCCCUGCGCUGAACCUGACAAAUUAUGUGACUUCAACCCAGACUGUGCCAACUCAGAGGACGAGGCCAAAUGUGGGGACUUCUCGUAUCCUGGAGGCAGUUCAGGCUGGACGGACUCCAGCAUUGGGAGCCAAGGCUGGAAGCUUUUUAAAAACUCAACAUCCAAAGAGGAGUACCUGUACGUUGCUGAGGCCCCGGGACAACAGCUGACUGAAGCCCAGACCAGGACCCCACUCCUGGGACCCUCAGGUCCCUCCUGCUCCCUCAGCUUUGAAUUUGCCCUGACUGGGAAUCCAGAGCACAUCGGUGAACUGUCCGUCAGGGUGAUUGACAGUAUGCUGGGCCCUCGGCCCAAACUGUGGGAGUUCAGUGGGAAGACGGGAGCAGCAGGAGAGGAGGACAAGUGGAGAAACGCCAGCCUCACCGUUGGAGCCAGAAAACAUCGUUUCCAGCUGGCAUUUGAGGCUCGUGCUGUGAAACUUUGUGCAUGUGUCAAAAUAAAAGUCCAAAAUGUCCGUUUCCUGGGCUGCCACGCUGAAUAUCUUCCCUCUUCUCCGACAGACCUGUCCUGUAAUUUUGAGGAGAAUCUGUGUGAAUGGUACCAGGACAACACUGACAACUUUGACUGGACUGUGCAGAAUGGGACGGAUCACACUGUUGGAAAUGGUCAAAGUCUUGUUGUGGACAUGUGGAGUCCAUCUCUGCGUGGUUUGUUUGGGCGUUUACUCUCCUACCAACAGCCACCGAUUUCUUCAGAUUACUGUCUGUCCUUCUUCUACAAAGUCUACGGACCAAACACAGGUGCUUUAAAUGUGAAGCUCUUGGAUGGAAACGGCUAUGAAACACUGCUGUGGACUCGGGGUGGGGCACACGGAAACAUCUGGCAUGAAGCCCACUGUCCAGUCCCUCAUCAGCUCACCAGCUUUCAGCUCACGUUUGAAGCAGUUCGCUCGGGCUUUGACGGUCAAAUUGUCAUCGACGAUGUGGCGUUCGUGGAGCGCCCCUGCUCCAUACCCAGGAUGUGCUCCUUUGAAGGACAGCGUUGUGGCUACAGCAGCUCAGGAACCAUUCGUUGGCUCCACAAUAGUGGGAGCACUAUCAAAACUGGACCCAAAACUGACCACACACUGGAGACUGAACUGGGUUUCUACAUGAUGGCUAACACAGGAGCCGGCGUUCUUCCCUCUGGCACAUCCACCUUUCUCACUUCUUCUGUCCAUCAAGGAACCGCCAAGACAAAGUGCCUGCAUUUCUGGUAUCACAUGGGUGGAGUCAAACCUGGUUCUCUGACUGUGUACAUGAAGCCAGUGAAGGGAGAGAAGGUGAAGAUCUUCUCUGACACUCUGGACCAAGGGGACGUCUGGCGCCACGGCAGCGGAAACAUCUCCAGUAACCUCGUCGACUGGCAGUUGGAGUUUGAGGCGGUGGGUGCCGGAGGCAAAGACACUCACAUCGCAGUGGACGACAUCUUCCUUUCAAGCCACGCCUGUGAAAAUAAAGGAUCCAAGUGUGACCUGGAGACGGGCAUGUGCACCUGGAGCAACACUCAAAACAAAGACCUGGAUUCUUUGGACUGGGAGCUGACCAGUCACGAGGCGGAGCAGCACUACUCCGUCCCGCAGGAGGACCACACCCUGGGCACAGAGAGAGGUCACUUACUGUUUUUACCCACCACUGAUCGGACACCAGCCAAUCAGAAUGCUGUGCUGCUGAGCCCUCACCUGCCUCCAACCAAAGGCACCUGCGUUAAAUUCUGGGCCCAUAUUCCGUCCUCCUCCGACAGUCAUCUGAGGGUGUUGAGGUUGUCCAAGGGCCUUCUCCACGAGCUGCUGGUGGUCAGAGAAGUCCAGGGACUGUGGAGACGCUUCGAUGUGGAUAUCACUUCAGCUGAAGAAUACCAGAUUGUGCUUGAAGGAAUCAAAGGAACGUCAGGUGUCAUCGCUCUGGAUGACAUUGAAUAUACCGUUGGGAUUAACUGUGCGAAAGAAGUCACCGACUCUCUGACCUCCAGCAAACGGAACACGGGAGGUAUGGUGGCCUCCGUCAUCGUGGUCCUGCUGCUGAUCGCUACUCUGAUCGCUCUCUUCGUGUACUACCUGAGAUCACGUCAGAGGAUGAGGCCAAGUCCUUCAUCCUUGUCGUCCACUUCUACUGACCGUGUUGGUUUUAGCAAUGAUUCUUACAGCCCAGACCUCACUCAAGACCAUGUGACAGUUUCACCGACUCAGAACCAUCCCAUGGCUGCAGGCUUCAACAAUAUCACUUACCCUGAUGAUUUCAGAGAGGUGGAGGUGAACUAAAACAGUGGGAGAAGAUCAAUGGCCCUGCCACCUAGUGGUGGCUUCUGAAGCUGAGGCGGCAUCACAGCAGAAGAACUGCUUGUGUCGUUGGCGCACACACACACACACACACACACACACACACACACACACACACACACUGAUAAUACUGAGUUGACAAUCAGAGAUGCUGUGCUCCAAAGGCUGGCUCCCUGCUGCCUGAGGACAGACAUGAAGUUAAGAA